UCUGAAAGAAAGGCAGGGCUGGACUGUGGAUCUCCAUAAACCAGACUAUGUGGCAGGAGUGUGGCAGAAAGGAGGAAGGAGGAAGAGGUAAAUAGAAGAGAAGAGCGAGAAGGUGUAGGUGAGGAGGGUGGAGUUAAUGAAACAAGGCGGAACAUAGACAAACAGAGAGCAGUGCAUUGAUCCCCUGAGCCGGACAAAUCACCUGAGAACAACAAGACAAUGAAGAUCUGAGCAGCACAGCUGAACCCGGACGACUCAUUCAGCUGGGAGGAUGUAUGAAAAGUGUCUGACAGAGUGAAGGAGGGAAACAUGAGCCUGAAAUAACAAGAGUCAACAUCUUCUUUUGGGAUAUAAGACACAACUGAAGGAGCUGAGGAUGUCUUCAGUAUCAGACGCAGACUUCCGCUGCAAGCAUGGAGAUACUAUCUGUGAGAUCCGAGUGUACGAGCAGGAGGUGAUCAUCGUGCCCAUCCUGCUGCUGGCCAGCUUCAUCGUCACUCUGGUCUUCAUUCUCCUGCUGCGCUUUUGUCCAGAGAAAGUCGACCGCAUCCGUCCUCAGUCCUUAAAGUCAAAGUCAAAGUCGGGCACCAGGAGAAUUCUGCAUGGCAUCGAUGCUCCACUAGGUAUCAGAGAGCAUGUCCUGGAGCAUGAAAACAUCGCCUUGGACUUGCCCAGUUCCUACUCCACCUUCACCCCCCCGUACCCUUACGUCUCCAAACCCCUCUCCAGAUCUGUGUCCACAAUCUCUGUCCCGCCCAGCCCUACGCAGCCCCCACCACAGCCUGAAUUCAACCACAUUUUCACUCCCAUCGUCCAACCCAGAGAGUUGCCCCGCCAGAGGCUGCCCGAGUCCUUCAACCUGGUCACCCCUCUGCCUGUCGCCUUCUCCCUGCGCUCCGACUCCUCCGUGUCCCUCUACAGGGCCCGCAUGGAAAACAGGAAUGUGGUGCUGCGAGUCCUAAAUGACACUGCUGAUGCCACAGAAAGACACAGCUUCCUGGGCUUUGCGUCGUUCCUGGCCCAGCUGGGACCACAUCCCUUCCUGCCAGAGCUUCUUGGUGUGGUCUCACUUCGAGCUCCUCUGGUUACAGUUGUGGAAGAGCUGGAGAACAGAGACCUGCUCAGCUUCCUGUGGCGAUGCAGACAGGAACAUGUGGAUUCUCCAUGUGAGAUGAAUGAGAGACGAAUAUUUACCAUGGCCAAACAGGUGGCCUCUGCACUGGAGUUCCUUCACAGCAAAGAUCUUCUGCAUGGAAACAUUCGUGCCCGCAGCGUCCUGGUCACCAAGGAGUACACGGCCAAGCUUUGGGGCCUGCAUGGGGUCUACACGAGGAAGAACCAAGAAGUCACUCAGAGAGACGAAUCCUGCAUGAAGAAGUGGAAAGCACCAGAGCUGUUAGCCAGAAGACCCCCCAGUCAGAGCAGCGACAUCUGGUCAUUUGGCAUCUUACUGUAUGAAAUGGCCACAUUGGGUGAAGCUCCAUUUGCAGAAAUCCCAGUUACUGAGCUUCUACAGUUUCAUCAACGAGGGAAAAGUCUGAAAAAACCUUCCAACUGUUCCAACUCGCUAUACUCCGUCAUUAAGGGUUGCUGCCAGUGGAAGGACCAAGAUCGACCCUCUCUGGCUGAGGUCAGCCGCAAGAUUGUCUCGGGAGAGAAAAGUGCCUCUGACAAAGUCCUCAAGGUGUCUGGGACAGUGAAUAUUGAGCAGUACCUGCACGAAGCAGGAUACGGGGAGGCCAACAGCUACACUGUUUUCUGAUCAAUGACUGUGCCGGCAAAAUGAAUUGCACUAUUCUUCUCAGUGGUACCCUGAUGGUGCACUUCUACAAAACUUUCAGGUCAAUAAAAGUGUUCCAAACUUUGUGUUCGAGAGCUUUGGGCACUGAAAUUGUUCUUUUAUUUUAUGUAUUCUUCUACUUCAGGUUCAAAAACUAGAUCAACUGUAUGCUAAAUAAGAUGUUUACUUUUGGGAACCAAUCAUUUUCAUUGAAGUAAGACCUCAUUCAUGUGUGUCUUCGUCUGUCCAUGCAAUACCUAAAUCUUUGAAGUUCAGUUGGGGAUACAAGCCGUCAUUUUGUGGUAGUAUGCUCAAAGAUAUGUAAACUUGACCGAUGCACAGCCGCUGCAUCCUGAACUUGUAGUCGUUUCUGUCAACUUAUGACGCUUUACAGAUCUGGUUCAUAAAGCCAAUGUAUAUUUGCAGAUGUAAUUUAUGUUAUUGUCACAUUUUUGUAUGAUUCUAUAUUUGUCAGUGGUGGAAAUGAAGGGCACAUAAAUGUAUUUAUUACACUCACAGUCUUCUCUACAAGCUCAGUUCAAGUCUACGAGCAGGAACUGAGCUUUAACUGUUUACACACAUUUUAAAUGUGAAUAAAAAUGUUACCGCAAGUUCUA
Messenger RNA from Sebastes umbrosus (honeycomb rockfish), 2397 nucleotides. RefSeq names its product serine/threonine/tyrosine kinase 1b (gene styk1b). Lineage: Eukaryota; Metazoa; Chordata; Actinopteri; Perciformes; Sebastidae. The transcript is spliced from 10 exons. Gene Ontology annotation, biological process: multicellular organism development; positive regulation of kinase activity; protein phosphorylation. The record is from RefSeq and is a predicted model, not a curated record. Bases 377 to 1762 code for a protein of 461 amino acids. Gene Ontology annotation, cellular component: signaling receptor complex. Gene Ontology annotation, molecular function: ATP binding; transmembrane receptor protein tyrosine kinase activity.